UAUCAAAGCUUGCCGGUAUUUAUAUGUAAUCACAAAAAUUCAUAUCAAUAUCCAUUAAUAUAGCUAGUUUAUCUGGAUAAGCACAAUGAGUGUGAGUUUUAAUAGGAAUAUUGUGCAGAAAGGAUGCUGCAAGCUGCUCACACUAAACCGACACAGCAUACAGCAAUGGCUAAAGACUUUCGAAACAAUCAUCUUUGAUGCAGAUGGUGUAAUCUGGAAGCACGAAGUGCCCUUGGCUGGUGCUCCAGAAACAUUUAAUGCUCUACGGGCAACGGGUAAGAAGGCCUUCAUAUGUACAAAUCACUCAUCCACUUCUGCUCUAGGCAUAUGGCAAAAGGCUCAAAAAAUGGGUUUACUUGUUGCAAAAGAUGAAGUGCUGUCAUCCUCUCAGGCUGCGGCUCGUUAUCUCAAGGAACAAAAAUUUCAACGCAAGGUCUAUAUAAUUGGAGGACAAGGAAUCGCAGAUGAACUGAAUUUAGUGGGCAUAGAGAGCUUGCCUCAGGAUGACGAAAAACUUUCAAUGACUUCUAUGCUGGAUUACGUUCAGAAUUUAAAAUUAGAUAGCAAAGUGGGAGCUAUAGUCGUGGGCAUGGACAAAUAUUUCAAUGUGCCCAAACUAACAAAAGCUGGAUGCUAUCUAAUGGAUUCCGGUGUUCUUUUUAUAGCCACAAAUCGUGAUCUGGCUUUUCCAGUGACUCACGAACGUUUCACACCCAGUAGUGGCAUAAUGGUCGCCUCGAUUGAAGCUGUGGCCAAGAGGGCACCCAUCACAUGCGGCAAACCCAAUCCUUAUAUAUGCAGUCAUCUGAUACGUCAAGGUGUGAUUAAACCAGAGAGAACCCUUAUGGUGGGCGAUAAUAUUUACACCGAUAUGCAAUUCGGUUAUAACUGCGGCUUCCAAACUCUAUUGGUUGGCACCGGAGUUAAUAGUCUUGCUGACAUCAAACAAGCUCAGGCCAAGGCAUCCAAAAUGCCUUUUCUAUACCAACAGAUUCCAGAUUUAUUUGUUCCCAAAUUGUCAGACCUAUUGCCAUUUUUAUCAUCACGAAAUAGGUGAUUGGUAUUAAUUGAAAACUCAUAUUAUAUUUGGUUCACAUUACAAAAUAUAUACUACACAUUUCGCAAUG
Drosophila willistoni is the source of this 1127-nucleotide messenger RNA. RefSeq names its product phosphoglycolate phosphatase 2. Bases 86 to 1057 code for a protein of 323 amino acids. The record is from RefSeq and is a predicted model, not a curated record. Gene Ontology annotation, molecular function: phosphatase activity. NCBI's taxonomy places the organism in Eukaryota, Metazoa, Arthropoda, Insecta, Diptera, Drosophilidae. Gene Ontology annotation, cellular component: cytoplasm. The transcript has 2 exons.